AUGUGUGCUGUCAUGCUGGAUCCCAAAUACCUCGCCUUUGUGCGCAUGUCGGAUCCAGCCGCGCCCAGGCUCUUGUUAGAGCUAGAGGCUUACAUGCCUGACCACGGCGCCGAGCUAUGCCUUACAAUGCCGUACCGAAUCCAAUUCACCGUCACCCGCUCCGCCGACGAUGGUGAUAGCCGGCCUCUCCUCUGCAGCUGGUCGCCAUGGGGUAGCUGCCUAGCUCUGGGGUGUUUGGUGCUGCUGCACGAGAAUGCCGCUGGCGACCUGGAACGCGUCGAAGCGGGCGUGCUGGAGGGGCUCAUGGACAGUUUCUACAACGAAGAGAGCAGAAGAGAGCGAAGACCAUGCGGGGCCCCGCCGAUCAUGAUCGCAGAUUGCGGCUUCUACCGCUUCUGGACAGACGUGAAUGUCAGGGUUGGCGAUGAUGAUGAGGUCGAGCCAAGUGAUCAUUUCAAAUUUACGCAUACGGGUGCAGUCGUGGGCUGGUGGGACUGGGGGAGCAAGGAGAACCACGUCGAUACGGUAGUGAAGCUACCCUCUGAGAUUGCUGGCCCGGUAAAAGAGCUGAGUGAUAAUGGAAGGCGGCCGACGCUCGUGGUCCCUGGCUGUGAUACAGCAGAGUUUGUCUAG
Cryphonectria parasitica EP155 is the source of this 633-nucleotide messenger RNA. RefSeq lists its product as uncharacterized. The coding region runs from base 1 to 633 and encodes 210 amino acids. NCBI's taxonomy places the organism in Eukaryota, Fungi, Ascomycota, Sordariomycetes, Diaporthales, Cryphonectriaceae. The transcript has 5 exons. The record is from RefSeq and is a predicted model, not a curated record.